Messenger RNA from Helianthus annuus (common sunflower), 540 nucleotides. RefSeq lists its product as uncharacterized. Lineage: Eukaryota; Viridiplantae; Streptophyta; Magnoliopsida; Asterales; Asteraceae. The record is from RefSeq and is a predicted model, not a curated record. The transcript has a single exon. The coding region runs from base 1 to 540 and encodes 179 amino acids.
AUGGUGUGGUUUUCUCAAUGCAUUCUGAGGCAUUCAUUUCAUUUGUGGCUGGCAUUUAGAAAUAAAUUAAAAGCUCAGGAUCGACUGGCAGUUUGGCAAGUGGGUAGUCGAACGAAUUUGAAUCUAAUGUGUUGUCCGCUGUGUAAUUUUGAUCGUGAUAGUCGGGACCAUUUGUUUUUCCAAUGUUCUUUUGCGGCUCAAGUGUGGAGUAACGUUAAGAACUUGGUAAAUUUGGGGAAUGUGGAUAAUACGUGGCCUUCGUUAUUAGUUUGGGUGGAACAACACUCUAGCUCCAAGAAAGCAGAUCAUGUUAUUUGCAAAUUGUUGAUUGCUGCUUCGUCUUAUUACAUCUGGCAAGAGAGGAAUAACAGGCUUUUCAAGAAUAAUAAGAGGUCGGUGGCUCAAGUUGUUGAGACAAUUAAAAGCUCGGUUCGUUUGCGCCUGAUGGGGUUCAGAUUUCGGGUGGCUUUGGCUAAGGAGAAGAUUUUCAAGAUUUGGAAGAUUGAAGAGAUCAAAGACAAUGUAGCGGAUUCGGGCUAG